This is a messenger RNA of Brassica napus (rape), 1406 nucleotides long. Its product is annotated as ethylene-responsive transcription factor CRF4. The coding region runs from base 199 to 1185 and encodes 328 amino acids. Lineage: Eukaryota; Viridiplantae; Streptophyta; Magnoliopsida; Brassicales; Brassicaceae. The record is from RefSeq and is a predicted model, not a curated record. The transcript has a single exon. Gene Ontology annotation, molecular function: DNA binding; DNA-binding transcription factor activity. Gene Ontology annotation, biological process: regulation of DNA-templated transcription.
CUAAUAAUUUAAAAUAUUUUAUUUCUAUAUUUUACUUAUACUCACCCCCAAAAGAUCCUAUAAAAUAGGAUUAAAGAAACAGUGAAUUCCGAAUCCUCCACUUUAAAUUUACUGACCCUUGUCUGCGUUUCUCUUUGUCCAAAUCUCUCCGAUUCACUAAAUCUUUAGAAGCCAAGAAAACUUGAAUAGGUCAAGGGGAUGAGUAUGGAUGAAUAUAUGGAGUUAAGAUCAGUGAAGUACACGGAGCACAAGACAGUCAUCAAGAAGUACACUAAAAAGUUACCGGUGGAGAACAAGAAGAAGAUCAGUACUGGUCGUGACUCGGCCAGGUUGGUCCGUUUGUGCGUGAUGGACCGUGAUGCCACUGAUUCAUCAAGCGACGAUGAGGAGUUUUUGUUCCCAAGAAGACGCGUCAAGAGACUGAUCAACGAGAUCAGAGUCGAACCUAGCUCCUCCUCCGGCGAAGUCUCGGCCGGAAAAACUCUCACCGCCGUUGAUCCUCCGCUUCAGAAGGUCUCUGUUUCCGGCGUUGAACAAAGCCCGAGGAAGUUCCGCGGCGUGAGGCGGCGACCAUGGGGAAAAUACGCGGCGGAGAUUCGUGAUCCGGAGCAACGCCGGAGGAUCUGGCUCGGUACUUUCUCAACGGCCGAGGAAGCUGCCAUGGUCUACGACAACGCAGCAAUCAGGCUUCGUGGCCCUGAUGCUCUGACCAACUUCACUGUACCAACAGAACCUGAACCGGAACCGGAACCAGUUAGGAACAUAUCGGUUUCUUUGACUUCAGAAUCAAUGGACGAUUCUCAUCAUCUAUUAUCUCCAACAUCGGUUCUCAACUACCAAAUCUCCGAGCUAACCGAUGAACCGAUCAAACCGGUUAAACAAGAGUUCCCUGAACGGGAACCAAUAAGUUGGUCCGUUGGAGAAGAUAUUAGUAGUAAUACUGAUGAUUCAUUUCCAUUGGACAUUCCAUUUCUCGACAAAUAUUUCAAUGAAUCAUUACCCGACAUCUCUAUCUUCGAUCAAUCUAUGUCUACUAUUGAAUCAUCAGACAAGGAUUUCUUCAACGGCCUGAUGUUUUUUGAUGACAACAUAGGAGGAGAAAACUAUUAUCCCGAUAUCAAAGAGAUAGGAUCAGUGUUAAACGAUCUGGAUGAAUCUUUGAUUUCUGAUCUUUUGGCUGUGUGAUAUUUUACAAAAGAAAAAACAGGCUAACAUUGGUUGCAAAUAUCGCCAGUGUGUGUCAAAUUUUGUCCGAAGUUUUUUGAGUUUUGAUAAUGUUACAUUUUGUUCAUUUCUUAGCGUUAAAUGAUUUUGUUGAGAUCUAAUUUAGUGUUGGGUUGUCAGUAUGUAAAACAAUUUUGGGAGAAAUGUCGGGAAUGAAUAAUUAGUUGUUUUUGUGAGUUGUA